AUGUCGACAGAAAUACUAGACAGCCAAGUUACCCUCCACGACAGAUGGCACAGCGGAGAACGCAAACUCCAGGACCUCCUCCAAGUCCGCGAGAACGUCAAGAACCAUAGCUCAAUCUUCCGACCUUACCUCACCACCCAGAUGCAAGACUUUGUUCCUGACUUGAAUUACUUCUUUAUUGGAACCCUUGACGAACGAGGACGGCCUUGGGUGUCGUUCUUGACGGGCAGGAAAGGGUUUAUGAACUCGCCACAUAUCCGGUUGUUAGAAAUCAAGACUCGUCUCGAAGGUGGAGCAGGAGGAGAGCGACAUCACAAGGCAGCAGCGGCAGCUCAGAUUUCGACGCCUCCAGAUCCGUUGUUUCAUAACCUGACCAAGGGAGAGACACUGAGUGGUGGGCAGAGGAAGUGGGGUGGAGUCGCGUUGGACUUUACGAACCGCCGACGGAACAAGAUGAAUGGAGUUCUUCUGCCGGAUGAUAUCCUUCAAGUUGAUGAGGCGACAGGGGAGCUUCAUGUUCUGCUGACAGUCGAGCAGACAAUUGGCAACUGCCCAAAGUACAUCACGAUCCGCGAAAUGGACUCCUCAGAACCACAAGAUACCCCCGAACUCGAAGCCGGAGCCAGCGCAAGCCAAACUCUCGACGAGAACUCGCGGCGACCACUCUUCAAGGGCUUCGAUUCAGAACAAAUCGCGAUUGUCGAUCAGGCCGAUUGUCUCUUUAUUGCCUCGCGGUUCAUUGACGAGUCGAUUGCAGACCAGACAAGCGGUAUGGAUUGCAACCAUCGUGGUGGCAACCCGGGUUUUGCGCGCGUCAAUGGGAACCAGAUUGUCUUUCCUGACUACAGCGGCAAUCGCUUCUUCAACACACUGGGAAACAUUAUUAACGACGAGAGGGUCGGUCUAUUGUUCGUCAACUUUGGCGUCGGCGACACACUCCAAGUAACCGGCAGAGCGCAAAUCCUCAUCGGAAAGGAUGCCCAAGACGCUUACCCCCACGCCCAACGAGUCGUACAGGUCACCGUAGAAGACUCUAUCCUCAGACCGGGAUCCUUGCCAUUCAGGAUGCGCACCAAGGAACUUUCACCUUACAACCCCAUCACUCCUUCCCACCAACAGCGAGUAAUCGACAAGACUGCCGUAUCCGUGGCUGCCACACUGUCGGAGAUCACGGUGCACACGAAUGAUAUCCGGACCUUCCGGUUCAAGGUCUCGAAACCGAUUCGGUACACUCCUGGACAGUAUGCGGUUCUAGACUUUGGCGCGUUUAAUACGCUGGGGUACCGACAUAUGGCGCCUGACAACCCGCAGAGUCUGAAUGAUGAUUAUAUCCGGACGUGGACCAUUUCUUCUGCGCCUCCCGGUCUAUCGCCCUCUUCUGGGGAUGCCAAGCGCUCCUCUCCAGGCGCAUGGAACGAGGCGUCAGAGUUUGCAAUGACGAUCAAGAGAAAGCCCGGCGGAGCAAUCUCCAACCUCUUGCACGACCUGUCCCCGAACCCCAGGAAACCCUUCACCGUCCCGCUGAUCUGUACCGGUGGCAGCUUUGUCCUCCCAGAUCCCGAGUCCAAGCCGUCCAAGGUGACCAUGAUUUCCGGAGGAAUCGGGUCCACACCCUUCCUGUCUAUGAUCCGUGGCGCCCGCCAAGUACUGACAGAAUACCCCGUGGACAUUCAAUGGAUCCUGUCCGCCACUUUCCUCGAGGAUGCCCUUCUCGGGGAUGCCCUUCAAGAGCUGACGGUACCUCUGACAGGCCACGCUGGCGACAAGAAUCAACCAACUGUGUCUGUGACCUUGUUCCUGACUGGUCGCCAUACUCCCGAAGAAGCUGCUGCCGUCGAGGCCAAGGUCGCGUUGAUCCCGGGUGUCAAGAUCCAGUUCGGAAGAGUCGACCACAAGAAACUAUUGGCUUCAGUCCCAGACCUGGAAGAGCGCCAGGUAUUGCUGUGUGGUCCAGAGCCCUUUAUGGAUGCUGUCAAGGGCCACCUGGAAGUCCUUCGUAUCCCUUCACAGCAGAUCCUGACCGAGGAGUUCAACUUUUAG
This is a messenger RNA of Linnemannia hyalina, 2040 nucleotides long. NCBI's taxonomy places the organism in Eukaryota, Fungi, Mortierellomycota, Mortierellomycetes, Mortierellales, Mortierellaceae. The record is from the annotation of a GenBank genome assembly.